GCUCCUCGUUAUUUUUCCUAAUAUCAUGUGCCUUUUGCCUCUGUGGUACUUGCUUUCAUGAUAAAUAUUGAUAUAAGUCAUCAGUGCUUAGUCGAGUCGCCCGAAACGAGGCGGAAGCGGCGUUGAUCGAGUGAAAAACGCGAUUAUAUAACCUGUCAUCGAACUCCCGGGAAAGUUGAGGUCUCGAGAACAGUGAAGUUGGUGUUGAUGCUUUGUCUCGGUGCCGGAACUCGGCCUCCGAGCUGAGGAAAAAGCCUCCGUGUCCCUCGCCUCGGCCUCACGGGCUCACGCUGGCCGCCGGGGUGCACGCGCUGCCCUCCGGUGCCUCGUCCAGCAGCGUUUAGUUUAAAUCGAGUGUUGUCUUUCCCGCGCAGGUUCAGGUGUCGUGUGGCGACGGUGGCGGCGUGUGAAGAGAGGGAAAGAGAGAGAGAUAGACACAGAGAGAGAGAGAGAGAAGGACCGAAUAGGAGUCAGAGGAGAGACGGCGCGAGAAUCUGAAUAAAACCCGGAGGAAGGAAGGAAGAGAAGAAGAAGAGUGUAAACGAAGCGUCCAGUCGGGAGGUCGUCAGCUGUGCCCAUCAGCUGAUUUUUGUUUUCUUUCUGUUUUUCUUUCCUUUGGCGGGAGAAGAAGAGAUUGAAGAACGAGAGAGAGAAAUAAAAAGCCAAACUGGGAAAGAAAGGGAUUGAGACCGAGAAGAGAACUAGGAGGGAAAGGGAACUAAGAGAAAGAGAAGAAGGUGAAGGACUCUCCAUGACUCUCCUCUGAGAUGCCGCUUCUGAACAAGAGACCUUUCACGAGGAAGGAGCCCUCGUCCAGCCUCCUCGACCAAGAUAAGGUCUUCUACUGCGAGAUCACCAAUGAAGUCUUCACCGACUACGAUGAGUACUGGGAGAGAUUGGUGUUGUGUAAUGCUAUGGUAUGGACCUGUGAGCUGACAGGACGACCAGGUCUCACAUAUGCAGAAGCUUUGGAGAGUGAGACAAAGGCCAGAAAAUGCCUUGCCAAUGUCCCAAAGCCUCUUCACAAACCAAUGAUAUACAUAGGCUCAUUGACACGGCGUGGUCGUUAUGCUGACAUGAGCGAUGAUGUUUUCAACUUCAUCAGAGACCGUUACUUUGUUGAUGAAGAGGUGGAGGCCAUUGUCAACAAGCAUUGGUAUGAUUGCAAGGUGAGUAGGAUUUGUAUUCUGUAA
Messenger RNA from Penaeus vannamei (Pacific white shrimp), 1193 nucleotides. NCBI's taxonomy places the organism in Eukaryota, Metazoa, Arthropoda, Malacostraca, Decapoda, Penaeidae. The record is from RefSeq and is a predicted model, not a curated record.